AUGGCCUGUAAUAUUCGGCAAAAUCCAAGGAUCCAUGGCCUUCGACCGCCGGAUUCGGAAGCAGAAGUGAAGCUCUCUCAGUUUGCUGACGACACGACUUUAUUGUUGACUGACGAACAAUCCAUCAUUGAGACUUUUAACACCUUUGACCCAUAUAAACGCGCUUCCGGCGCCAAGAUCAACAAAGGAAAAUGCAAGGGCUUAUGGCGUUGCGCCUUCGCACAGCUCACCGAUCAAUUAUUUGGAUUUGAUUGGUACAAUGACUUUAUUCCCGAUAAGAUCCUUGGCCAGUAUUUUGGAAAUGUGGAUUGUACCCAGAGAAACUGGGAAGCAAAAAUUCAAACGAUUAACAAUAUCAUCGCUGCUUGGCGCCACAGAGAU
Molecule: messenger RNA, 381 nt
Organism: Porites evermanni
Lineage: Eukaryota; Metazoa; Cnidaria; Anthozoa; Scleractinia; Poritidae
Source: the annotation of a GenBank genome assembly